ACCAAAUUAACCUUGCAAAUCACUAGAGAUCAGAGAAUUUUGAAACGUAAAAAAAAAUAAUAAUAAUAAAUUAAGAAAGAAAUCAACGGUGAGGAUUUGAUUUUUGAGAUUGAAAAGAUGUCGUGGCAAACCUACGUUGAUGAUCAUCUGAUGUGCGACAUCGAGGGUCAGCAUCUCUCCGCCGCGGCCAUCAUCGGCCACGACGGCAGCGUCUGGGCUCAGAGCGCCACCUUCCCUCAGUUCAAGCCAGAAGAAGUUGCUGCCAUCAUAAAAGAUUUUGAUGAACCUGGCACUCUUGCCCCAACUGGGUUACACCUUGGUGGCACAAAGUACAUGGUUAUUCAGGGAGAGCCUGGAGCUGUUAUUCGUGGAAAGAAGGGUGCUGGUGGUAUCACUGUGAAGAAAACCGGCCAAGCUUUGAUUUUCGGUAUAUAUGAUGAACCUUUGACCCCUGGACAGUGUAACAUAAUUGUCGAGAGGUUGGGGGAUUACCUGAUUGAUCAGGGCCUGUAGGUUGCUAUUUGCUUCAUGGUUCUAUAUUGUGGUAUUUGGUUUUGGGCUUGCAUCUUCUUACUUAAUCAAGAACUGGCAGUGGAAUUGUUGCUGAAAAUAACCGUGUGAGAAACAGAACAGUGAUUUUUGGUGCAUUAGGCUCAUUUCUAUUUCUCCAAUUCCCAUGUUUUCUUAACUUAUGUGUAUGUAUUUCACAACUGUUUUGUGCGUAUUGAGUCUGCCUUUUUUAUAGUAUCGAAUAUCCAUGGAUUUCUUUUAUAUCAUGAUAUGAAAAGAUUUAAUUUUUUGGAUUCUUAAA
This is a messenger RNA of Quercus lobata, 811 nucleotides long. Its product is annotated as profilin-4. The transcript has 3 exons. NCBI's taxonomy places the organism in Eukaryota, Viridiplantae, Streptophyta, Magnoliopsida, Fagales, Fagaceae. The record is from RefSeq and is a predicted model, not a curated record. Bases 118 to 513 code for a protein of 131 amino acids. Gene Ontology annotation, cellular component: cell cortex. Gene Ontology annotation, molecular function: actin monomer binding.